AUGUUCGCUCGAUACAAGCUCAUAGCGUCAAGUGACCAGGCUUCGGAACAUGGCCCACUUCCUCCCUCGACGCACAGACGACUGUACCCGACGAUAGCACUUGUAUUGCUUACAGUUGCCAAUGUCUGUGUAAUGGGCUUGUCUAUUGCCAUAUGGCGCACGGCGGGUGUGGCCGCCACGGUCACCCCGGAGGUUUCUUCCACACCCACCCCCACCAGCCUUGCAUUGCCCAACGCCCUCGAUCCACAACCCAGCGAACUUGCUAGGGUAGAUUCCCUUCCCAUCGCGUUCGUUCCCUUCCACUGGAAUACGCCAUGGGGUGCGCCCAAUGCUUCGGAUGCUGAUCCGCUGUGGGACAACAUCAACACUGCGCAUGGACAUAUCGCAGUGGACCAUGAGUUCGCAGCGGAGAAUCACUGGCCUCCCUCUAUGGACAUACCUGGAAUGCCUGGCAAAGGGAUGUAUCUUCUCCAAGCCUACCAUCAGCUUCACUGCCUCGUACGUCACACUCCUUUCUUCCAAUACUUUUACUUCGAUCUAUACAACUUUCUGACCAUCACAAUGUAG
This is a messenger RNA of Alternaria arborescens, 567 nucleotides long. RefSeq lists its product as hypothetical. Bases 1 to 567 code for a protein of 188 amino acids. Gene Ontology annotation, biological process: mycotoxin biosynthetic process. Lineage: Eukaryota; Fungi; Ascomycota; Dothideomycetes; Pleosporales; Pleosporaceae. The record is from RefSeq and is a predicted model, not a curated record. The transcript is spliced from 2 exons.